Messenger RNA from Prunus armeniaca (apricot), 1251 nucleotides. The record is from the annotation of a GenBank genome assembly. Lineage: Eukaryota; Viridiplantae; Streptophyta; Magnoliopsida; Rosales; Rosaceae.
AUGACUUCGCUGCUUCACUCAGCUUCGCCAUCCUCUCUCGCUUCUCGCGAAUCUCUACGCACUCGCACUUUUCUCCCUAACCGGUCAUGCUCUCGAAUCGCAGCCCCAAACGGCGUGAGGUGUAAUGUGGGAGAGCCUUUGAAAUAUGCAAAUGGUAAGCCAUCCACUCCACUCUUGAAGACUGAAGAAAUGGCGCCCAACUUUUUGGCCACGGAAAAGCAUUUGGUGAAUGCAACUACCAAGAACGAUACCAGACUCAGGAUAUUUUCCGGCACUGCAAACCCUGCGCUUUCUCAGGAAAUUGCUUGCAACAUGGGUCUGGAACUUGGAAAGAUUAAGAUAAAACGCUUUGCUGAUGGAGAGAUAUAUGUUCAGUUGCAAGAAAGUGUGAGAGGGUGUGAUGUAUAUCUUGUGCAACCCACAUGCCCUCCUGCAAAUGAAAACCUUAUGGAGCUUCUGAUAAUGAUUGAUGCCUGUCGGAGGGCGUCAGCCAAGAAUAUUACUGCUGUGAUUCCAUAUUUUGGAUAUGCCAGGGCUGAUAGAAAGACUCAAGGGCGUGAAUCUAUUGCAGCCAAACUUGUUGCAAAUUUGAUUACAGAAGCAGGUGCAAAUCGUGUUCUUGCAUGUGAUCUUCAUUCUGGGCAGUCUAUGGGAUAUUUUGAUAUUCCUGUGGAUCAUGUAUAUGGCCAGCCUGUGAUCCUUGAUUACCUCGCCAGCAAGACUAUAUGCUCUGAUGAUUUGGUAGUGGUCUCACCAGAUGUUGGGGGUGUUGCUAGAGCUCGUGCAUUUGCAAAAAAAUUAUCUGACGCUCCCCUAGCCAUUGUUGAUAAAAGACGACAUGGGCACAAUGUGGCAGAGGUGAUGAAUUUGAUAGGUGACGUGAAGGGAAAAGUAGCAGUUAUGGUGGAUGACAUGAUUGACACAGCUGGGACUAUCACGAAGGGUGCAGCUUUACUACAUCAAGAGGGCGCCAGGGAAGUCUAUGCCUGCAGUACACAUGCGGUUUUUAGCCCUCCUGCUAUAGAGAGGCUGUCUAGUGGUUUGUUUCAAGAGGUGAUCAUAACAAAUACCAUUCCAGUGUCAGAGCAGAAUUAUUUUCCCCAGCUAACUGUCUUGUCAGUAGCAAAUCUUCUGGGCGAGACCAUAUGGCGUGUUCAUGAUGACUGCUCUAUAGAGGCCCUGCUUUAUAGGUUGUUGUUUCGAAACUUUGUACAAUCGGAAGUUGAUUGGAAGACACUUAUCAGCGCUUGA